UGUGGUGGCGCUAGCGAAUCAACCAGCAAGGGUGUAGUGCGAGUGGUGGAGGGCGGGGAGUGUUCGGGGAAAAUUGGUUGCGUUGCGAUGAUGAGUUGGAGGAACCAGCCACAGGGUUUUCACGUCGCUUCCUGCGAUUUAAAGGUCGUCCUGGAAUUCCCCAAAUCCCUCGGAAUGCACCUCCCCCUCUCGUGUGGACGGGAGUGUCCGGAUCUGUCCGUGUCACGAAGGCUUAAUUGAUUGGAUGUGCUGCAGCCGUAAAUCAGUUAAAUCUCGAGUAUGGUAAAACAACGAACCUCACACCCGGAUGAUGUCUAAUUCAUCUCACUACUAUGGAAUGCCGAAUGGUUUCCCACAUGCUUCCAAUGGACCGCAAGUGCAGCCACAGCAACUGUUGUACCAGCAGCACCAGCAGCAGCCACAGUCCGUCGUACAGUCGCCUCCAACUGCACCAAGCAAUCCAGCUAAGGGAAUGAUGAUGAGCAAUGGUCCUCCAUCGUCAAGCACGGCACCGACCGGAAAUGGUCGACCAUGGCCAGAAGUGGCAGGACCAUUUCCAGCAGUGCUAACGAACGGACCUCCGUCGUCACAGCCAGGAUUGGGCCCACCGAAACCCUCGUUCGGUGCACCCUCGAUGGGGCAGAUGUACGUGCAGCAACCGCCCCCAACAAUGGUUAACAAUCAGCGUGUUGCUUCGCUAGCCGCCGCUACCAAUGGAAACAGUGCAAGCUCUUCGCGUACCUCUUCGCCGGCACUGGUGGGCGCUAAUGGCGGCAUUGGGUCACAGCAAUUCCCGUCAAUCGGAGGCCUGAACAACAAUCAGGGGCCGACACCAUCUAGUCAACAACAUCCACCACAAACGUCACGUCCAGGAGCAGCUGUUGGUGGUGGGCAGUACAAUCUGAGCCCGAACAAUAACAACUACGCGAACAAUGGUGGUGCACCGGGAAAUCAUGUUAAUACACCGCCACGCAGUGCAUCGGGUAUGUCAACACCGGUGAAUUCCUCGACACCAAAUCUGAAUGGAGUAGCUACCGUGCCGGCUGCUCCGAACGCGUUCAGUAAACUGACGGCAAGUGUGCAGGAUCUAAGCCUAAAUCGGCCACCAUCGACAGCGGGAGCGAACUCCGGUGGAGCCGGCGGUCUGUUUCCACCUGUGGCAGGAAGUCAACAGCAACCACUCAGCAAUGGCCUAUCAACUAAUACACCACAAUCGAACCCGAUGGUUGUAAAUGGUCCAACCACACAGGGUCCUACGGCGGUUAACGCAUCUGUCAAGCAACAAUCUGCUGGACCGGUGCCACCAUCCUACGGCCAUUUACCUCCACCAUUGAAUCAACAGUCGCAGCAACCGCAACCAAAUCAAACACAGCGUCCACCGUUGGCACAACAACAGCCUCCUGCGUUCGGUGGUAUCCCCAAUGGACCCUCUAAUCCACCGCCUGCGAUGGGCGGAUCUCAGUAUGCGUUGGCAGCUUCGGCCAGCACCGGAGCCCCUCAACCAACUGCGAACAAGCGGCCAAUGUAUCCUGCUGCCGCGAAAUCAGUGACGGGAGGGUUCCCACAACAAGCGCAGCAGCUGGUACCGCCACAGCCUGGUGGUAGUUAUGGUCAGCAGCACCAGCAACAACAGCAUGCGGGUUUGCCACCGAUGCCUCAGCAACCGAACUACGCCCAACCGCCGACACAACAACAAUAUCAACAACAGCACCAGCAACAGCAGCAACAGCAACAGCAGCAACAAUUUCAACACCAACAGCCACAGCAUCAACAACCAGCACCUCAACAGAUGCAUCAUCAGCCAGGGUUCGGGGCAGCGGCUUCGGCCGCCUAUCCAGGCGAUGCGUCCGGCAAUGUGGUACGUGGAGGAUUCAAUCGCUUGUGGGGCAACAAUACGGUGGAUUUGCUUCAAACUCGUCACAUCCUACCCACCGAUCGUGUGCGACCACCGACGAUACAUCUAGUGAAUCCGUUCCAGGAGUCCAUCAACUGCAAUCCAGACAUAUUCCGUUGCACGCUGACCAAGAUACCGGAAACAUCAGCUUUGUUGCAGAAAUCUCGUUUACCACUGGGUGUAUUGAUUCACCCGUUCCGUGAUUUAAAUAACCUCCCCGUCAUCUCUUGUAAUACGAUCGUCCGCUGUCGUUCCUGUCGGACCUACAUCAAUCCGUUUGUCUUUUUCGUCGAUAGUAAAAAGUGGAAAUGCAAUCUUUGCUACCGCGUCAAUGAGCUUCCGGAAGAGUUCCAGUACGAUCCGGUUACGAAGACGUACGGUGAUCCGACGCGAAGACCAGAAAUCAAAUCGAGUACUAUCGAAUUUAUUGCACCAUCGGAGUAUAUGUUGAGACCCCCACAACCAGCUAUCUAUCUGUUUCUGUUGGAUGUUUCGUCGCUGGCACAGCAAUCUGGCUAUUUAAACACCGUAUGCAACACACUCGCUGAGCAUCUAGAAAAUCUGCCCGGUGACGCCCGGACGCAGGUCGGUUUCAUUGCUUAUAACAGUGCGAUUCACUUUUAUAACAUAGCCGAAGGCUUCAAUCAGCCGCACGAAGUGACGGUCUUGGAUGUAGAAGAUGUGUUCCUGCCGUAUCCGGACAAUCUGCUUGUUAACUUGAAGGAGUGUAAGGAAUUGAUUAAAGAUUUGUUAAAACAGCUUCCGAAGCGAUUCGAGCAUACGCACGAUACACAUAGUGCGCUCGGGGCAGCACUGCAGGUUGCUUUCAAGAUGAUGAGUGCUUCCGGCGGACGCGUUACCGUGUUCCAAACAUGUCUCCCGAACCACGGCCCAGGAGCGUUACAGUCAAGAGAGGACCCGAAUAACCGUUCAUCGAAGGAUGUAGCACAUCUGGGACCGGCGACGGAUUUCUACAAACGCCUUGCGCUGGAAUGUUCCGGCCAGCAGAUUGCAGUAGAUUUAUUUUUGUUAAAUAGUCAAUACUGUGAUUUAGCUACAAUAUCUGGUAUAAGUAAAUUCAGUGGCGGUUGUCUGCACCAUAUCCCACUGUACAGCGAGUCGAAACCGCAGCUGGUGAAAUCGCUGCGCAAGUGCUUUGAGCGAUAUUUGACACGCAAAAUCGGCUUCGAGGCUGUCAUGCGUGUCCGGUGCACUCGCGGGCUAGCCAUCCAUACAUUCCAUGGUAACUUCUUCGUCCGCUCGACAGAUCUGCUGUCGUUGCCGAACGUGAAUCCUGAUGCAGGCUUCGGGAUGCAGAUCACGUACGAAGAAAGUUUGGCCGAGUGUAAAUCGGUAUGCUUCCAAGCGGCACUGCUGUAUACAAGCAGCAAGGCCGAACGGCGGAUUCGGGUACACACACUUUGCAUACCGGUGACCGCUAGUCUCACGGAGGUUAUGUACUCUGCCGACGCACAGUGCAUAGUGGGGCUGCUGUCGAAGAUGGCCGUCGAUCGGUCGCUCAGCUCUAGCCUUUCCGAUGCCAGAGAUGCCUUUAUCAAUGCGACCGUCGAUAUAUUUAGCGCGUUCAAGAUUGCUCAGAAUCUGCCACAAAACUCCAGUACGAUUGUGGCUCCGGAAAAUCUAAGCCUCUUACCGCUUUACAUCCUAGCACUGUUGAAGCACCCCGCCUUCCGAACAGGCACCAGCACCCGGUUAGAUGAUCGCGUGUUUGCGAUGUGUGAGAUGAAAUCGCUGCCGCUUGACCAACUGAUUCGCUACAUCUAUCCAGAGUUUUACGUUCUCGAUUGCCUGUUCGUUACUCAUAGUGGCGGUGGUUAUGUCGAUGACGGGCGCAAGCUGGAACCACCGCGCUUGCAGUUAUCAGCAGAGAAGUUGGACUCUAGAUCCAUGUUCCUGCUAGACUGUGGAUCUUACAUGUUCAUCUACAUUGGUUCGAAUGUAGCUACCAGUAUCGUCCAGGACAUUCUCGGUUACAACUCCGUCUCAGAGAUACCCGAUUUUUGCAUUGAUCUGCCUAGUCGCGAGACGGCGGCCAGUGAGGCACUGCUUACUUUCUUGGAUAGCAUUAAUGAGGAAAAGCCUUAUACUUCUUACGUGCAGGUCAUACGUGAUACGAGCCAGUUCCGGUCGAUGCUGGUCGAAAAGUUCGUCGAUGACCGUAAUCCAAAUUCGUUGGCGUACUAUGAGUUCUUGCAGCAUUUACGUACACAGAUAAAGUAAGGCGUGUGUCGCCAGGUUCGGGUCAGGCAAACCUACUACUCGGAUGGUCACCUGUUCCGUACAUGCAUGUAUCUGAAUGCUUAUUUUCUAUGGCUUUGGCGGUCAAACAAAGAUGCCCUGCUGUAAGCUCCUUCCUUCUCUUCUACUUGUGUAUUAUACAAACGCUGAUUAGUAGUAGCGGUGGACCGAAUGAAAGGUAUAGCAAUAGGAAACUAAAGAAGGUGCGUGGUAGUUCGUUGCAAAACAUAAAGCAAAUCAUUUUGAUCAAAGUUUUAAACGUAAAUCUAACGAAAUCGCUACGCUGCAAAGAAAUAGAAUGGAUAGGAUGAAUGCAUCUGGUUACAACUAGGGGACAAAUUGUGUAAAGUAAACCAAGAUCAUGUGUAUCAUGUGAAUGAACGAAACAGGAAUAUAUAUUAGAAAGGUAAAAGAGGUCACUCAUGCUAAAACCAUCCAAGAUGCAUGGGUAUGUGUGCUGGAUUGGUGAAAUGUCGACAGUGCAUGAGGCGUUAGCAUGGAGUAAACGUCACUAACCUGUUACGAAACGGUGUGAUCGUCCGCCGGGGAAGAGGAGAAAGAAGUAGGUUUAAUUUAGGAAAAAUAUUAAAUUAAAAAAGGCAAAUAAAGUUGAAUCACAUGCCACGAAGAGAGAAGGAAAUGAAUGAAAGAAGAUCCACACGCAUACCAACCCACACCGCAGGAACGAUAAGUAUAGGAAAAUGAAGCAAACACAGUUGUAGAACAAAGCGGUACGUACGUAUGUGGGAGCAAGGAAACAAUAAAACACGAGCGAGAGCGAAAAGGCUCCAAAAUAGUUAAACGAAUUUUUGUGCAUUCUAGAUAAAAAUUGAUCGCACCGUGGGAGCGCCUCAUUCAUUUGUGGAGGUCUGCGUUUAUAAAUGAAUUAGUAAUUUACCUACCAACUAUAACGGGCCCGCGAGCCAAGGAUAGAAUUUAAAAGCAUACACUAGCACGCCAACAUUUAUUACCAGCAGCAACAGCAGCUAGUAGCAGUUCCGCUGAGGCGGAGUAAGUAAAGGAUUUUUUAUGUUGUUACUUACCGGUUCGCCCACCGGUGCUGUGUGGAAAUGGUUCGUUGAACAGAAAAAAGCAAACUGUACAGGCACUAGCAGAUACGAGAAAUACUCUACUUCUAUCCUAAUUUCGGUUUGUCAUUUUACGAAACAAUCGUUGCUCGAGAUCGGUACGAGAGAGCAGCAAGUAGUAUAAUGCGUGCGGGAGAAGGCAGUUAACAGAUUUUGAAAUCGUAAAGGUGUUUAUCGAUAUUUAAAUUUCAAGUUAACAUUCAACCAGAUAAAACCUACACAAUCCCAUUUGCGCUUGAUCGUCCUCUCGCCACGGUGUGGGAUGCAAUUUAGGAUACGUUUUCAAUUUUUCAAUAUGUACUCCUUACUCGCGAGAGCAGGAAGCGCACUGUUGUACUAGUAGUAGAUGAAGGGGAGAUAAGCUGGUUUGAUUAUUUCCCCCAAAUAGUUGUGUUGUGUUUUUUCAUGCUAGUUGUAUCAUAUGCAUACUAUCGUCAUAGCUUUCUGACAUGCUUUCAUAGAUAACGCAGAAGAUUAGGAGCACGGCAAGAGUAAACCCCGCAGGACAGUUGAUUUCGGCUGCUGUACGUAGAGGUUUAGGGCGUUGAACGCAUAGGUUGUUGUUGCUUUGUGAAAUAUGUUCAUUUUUGUUCCUUUUCCUGUCUCAAUAUACUAUGGGUUGCUAUUUGGUUAGGUGGCGUCUCUCUGCUAAGGGAUAGUGAUACCGUGGCGGCUUUUGCGCUUUAUCUGCAAUCAAUAAGCGACGAAGCGGAAGUACUACGGAGAGGAAGCGCAUCCAAAUAUGGCUACCAAAAGAGGACAAAGAGAAGCAGCAUGUGGUGGCAGGGUGGGGUGAAAUAUUUGGUGUACUGUGUAUCUAUACGAUGUAAGACGUAUUAAAUUGCGAUAAAUUAUCAAC
Anopheles darlingi is the source of this 6100-nucleotide messenger RNA. RefSeq names its product protein transport protein Sec24A (gene Sec24AB). Gene Ontology annotation, cellular component: endoplasmic reticulum exit site; COPII vesicle coat. NCBI's taxonomy places the organism in Eukaryota, Metazoa, Arthropoda, Insecta, Diptera, Culicidae. Gene Ontology annotation, biological process: endoplasmic reticulum to Golgi vesicle-mediated transport; intracellular protein transport; COPII-coated vesicle cargo loading. The coding region runs from base 308 to 4135 and encodes 1275 amino acids. Gene Ontology annotation, molecular function: zinc ion binding; SNARE binding. The record is from RefSeq and is a predicted model, not a curated record. The transcript is spliced from 15 exons.